Messenger RNA from Acaulospora morrowiae, 1029 nucleotides. NCBI's taxonomy places the organism in Eukaryota, Fungi, Glomeromycota, Glomeromycetes, Diversisporales, Acaulosporaceae. The record is from the annotation of a GenBank genome assembly.
AUGGAAAUUCCCAAAGCAGUAAAAAAUUUUGAAUUGCCUCAGGCAGUUAAAAAUAUAGAGCUUCCGGCAGCGAUGAAGAACAUGGAACUUCCUGCUGCAGUGAAAAACAUGGAGCUUCCAGCUGCCGUCAAAAAUUUGGAACUCCCCGCGGCUGUAAAAAACAUGGAACUCCCCGAGGCUGUGAAAAAUAUCGACAUUCAAAAUGUCGUGAAAAAUGUACCAAGUGCUGUAAGGAAUGUUCCUACUGCUGUUAUGAAUAACGUUCCGGAUGCUGUAAAGAAUAUACAAGUUCCUAAAAAUUUAAACACAAGCAUGUUUUCAUCAUUUGCAACAAGUGCUUUUACAAGUGUUGCCUCUUUAACGAAAACAAUUCAACAAAGGAUGGAAGAAACAACAAGAGAACUUCAACACCAACACGAAGAGUUCAUUAGAGAAAUAAAGGAAGAGUCAAAGGAACCAAAAGCAGGAACGGAAGCCGUCCCACCAUGGGCUGGUUUACCAAAUGAAGAUGAACUUAAAGAUCAAAUAUUAGCCCUAUCUCAGGAUAAACGCAAUUUUACCAUUCCACCACCAGAAAAUACGAAUUUUCAAUUUGACAUGCAUGUAUUUUUUCAAACAGCCAUGGCAACGCUUAAUCUUGAUCCUACGCUAAAUCGUAUGCGAUUCGAAUUAGUCCCAGCAGUAGUAUCAGAACCAACAUUUUGGAGAAAUUAUUUUUAUCGCGUAUCUCUCAUCAAACAAACAGCAUUGGAUUCAAUAAAAGAUGCCGAUUUAGAAAAGGAAAUUCAUUUUGAAGAAUCAGAACAAUCUAAGGAUACUCAGGAAGUCGAUGAAAAACAAGUUGAAACAAAAGAGAAUAAGGGAAAGGAAGAAGCAUCUAAUAGUGAAGUAUUAUUUGAUUCCUCCAAGUCUGGUGAUGAUUCAGACUCUUGGAUAAAUGAAGCAGCUGAUUUAGAAGGGUUAGAAGACGGCGAUGUAGAAGAGCCAGAGAAUUGGGAAGAAGAGUUAAAAGAAUUAUCGUCAUUUUAA